Messenger RNA from Setaria italica (foxtail millet), 2359 nucleotides. RefSeq lists its product as uncharacterized. The transcript is spliced from 3 exons. The record is from RefSeq and is a predicted model, not a curated record. Lineage: Eukaryota; Viridiplantae; Streptophyta; Magnoliopsida; Poales; Poaceae. The coding region runs from base 308 to 1108 and encodes 266 amino acids.
UGGCCAUCCCAGCCACCAGACACUUACCAUCAUGUGCGCGAGCUCGAGUUCCAGCGCAGCGGCGUCUGCGAUCGCGAUGGCAUCUUGUAGGCGGCCAGGCCCCAUCCAGGCGUCUCGGUCUCGAGGUCCUUCUAGGGGAUAGGAUUGGGGGAAGCCUGGCCCUCCGCCGCCGCCGCCGCCGCCGCUGCCGCUGGCUAGUACGGAGUAUUUUUUUUAACCCUUUCCAGAUCUGUGGGGACGAAGAUUGCAGGAAGACGGCCGAGAAUGCCCAGGUCGCGGUGCUUAUUGGGGACAAAGAGCUCGAUCUAUGCUGAAGCUCGCAGGAAGGGGCUCAGAUUUGAUGGGAGGAAAAGAAUUGGCCAAGAAAAGAAAGGCAGACAAAACGGCCAUGGCUUCUUCUCAAGGUGGCUCAAGGAGAGCUACAGCAGGCAGCGAGCGCACACUAAGACCCCGCAGAAACAAAAGGGCAGCGAGCAAAGAUGCUGAUGAGAUUGUGAAUGAAGAGGAGAGGAAUGAGUCAAGUGAUGAUCAAGAGAGUGAUGAAAACUUCUAUGUUUCUCAUCGCGAUGCUUAUGCAGCAGAGGCAGACAGUAAUGAUGAUGAGGAAGAAGAGGGAGUUGAGGAUGAGGAGGAGAAUUUGGAUGAGGAUGUGAGAGCACCUGCUGGUGUCAUCAUGACCAAGGCCCAUGUUGUGACUAUUGCACAGUACAUUGAUUGGAACACACUGGAGGAGUAUAAUGAUCCUAUUCUUAAUGAAAUUGUCAGUAUGUGCAAGCAAAGGAAGAUAUAUGAUCUCAUGGGGUAUAAGCAUGAUUGGAACACUGAGAUCAUUGCACAGUUCUUUGCUACUCUCUACUUUGGUGAUGCAGGAUGUGACACGGUGAUGUAUUGGAGGACCGAGGGGCGCUUGUAUAGUGUCGCAUACACAAAAUUUGCUGAGACCUUUGGCUAUGGAAAGGCAGAUGCUAGACGUCCCAAGAUUCAUAGGAAGAGUUCUAUGCCCGCGAGUGAGUUGAAGUUCAUGUAUCCCAAGGAUCACACCGGUGAUUAUGGCAAGGUUAAGGGUCUGUAUUCCUACUAUUCCACUCUUAACCGUAUGUUUAGGUAGACCCUAACACCUAGAGAUGAUAACAAUACAGACAUAUCUUUCUAUGCUAAGGAUUUGCUUGCUAGGAUGGGGCCCGGUGGGGAAAGCUUUUGUGUUGCUGAUUUUCUUUGGGAGGAGAUCAAGGAUAUUUCUAAGAGUCCCAUCAAGGCUUGUGGUUAUGGUCCUUACAUCAUGGGACUCAUUGAGAAGGUGGUUGGCAGGAGUUUUCCUACGGACAUGAUCAGCAGCAUGAUCAGCAGCCACAUGCACCACAGCCCUCUCAGCGGGACGUGCACAGUAGACAGUCGAGUGGACCUUCUUCUCGCUCCCAUGGAAAGCCUCCUCCUGUAAGGUGGCUUUUCAACCUUUUCAUCGGCAUGUGUAAGAUUCAGCGUGACGUACAUGUUGAGUUGAGGCAGCAGAGGAUUGAUAGCAAGAAGGGGAGAGAUGCAACCAAGAAGAUGCACGCUGCCAUGAACCUCGUGACACCUCCUCCUAUCUCUCCUGAGCAUGUUGAGCCCGAGAUACCUCCACUUGAGACCAUGUUGAUAGGGUUUCAGCAGGCCGGAUACUAUGAGCAGUUUGAGCACAUCUUUGCUCCAGGGAGCAGCAGCCAGCAGGGCAUGGAUGCAUGUGGAUCUUCUUUGGCACCUAUCCACCUCCUCCACCGCUAGAGGGUUCUUCAGGAGAUGCCUAUGUAGCAUACUAUGGCUUCGCUCUUUGGUCCUACUAGUGGGUUCCCCGUGUUGUUCCACAAGGCUGCAAGUUAAUAAAGCUGCCGUGUCGCCCUUUGGCCCUUGCAUGCUCCUCCCGUCUAGUUUCACGGUCCCAAGGCUGAAGACCCAACUCCUCCCUAAUCUGAAACCACUGGCAGCUGUAGUUUGAUAUGAUGACAUGCGCAAUUGUUUGUUCGAACACCCCUUGCUCUGGCAGUAUUUAGGUGAGGCUAUGCUUAUCGUUUGCUGCUCACACUCAUGACAGCAACUCCAAGCAGCGAUGGAUGAACGAUUGACUAUAUUUUUAGCAUAUCUAUUUGUUUUUACUGCCUCUUCGUGAGAUCGCUUGCAACAAAUUUAAUUGUUAAUGCUGUAUUGCUGUGCCAAUGAAUGGUUUUAUCUGUGUCAUUUAUGUAAAGCUUAUCAGUUGCUGCUUGAAUGCAAAGCGGUGCUGGAUGGACGAUUGCAUUGUUUGUAACAUAGUUCUUGUGAGUGUUUGCAACAGGUGUGUUGGUUCUGUGCCAAUGAAUGAUUUCUAUGUGUGUUGUUUGUUUAU